AUGGAAGCCUCUGGUGCAAUCACGAAGCGUUUCGAGAUUGAGUUUAACGCCCUGGAAGGCAGUUUAUCGAUGAUGAGCAAGGGUAAGAUGCUUCGCUACUCAGUCGCUCCUCACCCUCCUAAUCAGUGGAUGACAGUUCUUAAUGAUGUCCUUGAUUUCAAUCGGAUGGAUAGUGGCAAGUUCGAGUCCUCGUUUCGACCUUACCCUUUACAUCAAGUCAUGCGGUCUCUAUUUGUCCCUCUGCAACUCGCGGCGAAUGCGCGUCACCUGCAAUUCGAGACUAGUUUGGAUCCGCGAAUCGAUACGGUUGCACGGAGGGAAGCGUAUCGGGCCAUGGGCAGGAGCCAAGAAGAAAUCAAGCAGCUUCUGGAGGAAGAUACCGAGGCUGCCGGCAUGGUUGUUGGUGACGAGACUCGUUUACGGCAAAUUGUGACUAACUUAGCGAGUAAUGCUUGCAAGUUCACACCAGCUGGCGGGCGGCUCGGCAUCAAAACACGACUGAUAUUCCCUCCGCCCGAUGAACAUGCUGGAGACUCGGGCGACCGGUCUCCUAGUAAUCGACGAUCUACUGAAACCAACCGUUCGUCGAGUUUGGCGAGCCGUAUCGUCGUUCGCAUAGAGGUGUCUGAUACAGGCUGGGGUAUCAGAGCCAAGGAUAUGGCAGACGCUAGAUUAUUCUCUGCGUUCACUCAGACCGAGCAAGGUCGACAACAGGGCGGCAAAGGUACUGGACUAGGCCUUGCUCUAGUACGUCAGAUCGUUAAUCUCAGCGGCGGCCGGCUCGGUGUCAAGUCCAAGGUCGGCGAGGGAUCGACAUUCUGGGUCGAGCUGCCUCUUGGAGUGGGUGCGGAGACGCUCGAGUUGUCUUCCUUGCCUCCAGUCCCGAGUCUGACAGGCUGUGGGCGUCAGACUCACAGGGUUAGCAAGGUGUACGACUUUGUCGAAGAUGGCACAAAUUGCUUUCGGGAUUCGGCAAGCGUUCUGUCGGGCGGGGAAGGUGGAGGUCCGUCGGCAAGACGCUCCUUGCAUAGCAUAAUGGAUCAAGUAGGCCGUGUGGAGCUUAGUUUGAGCAGCUACAACCCAAGUUCUUUGCUCCACAAACCUAGUGAUCCAUCUCCGUCCUCCGAAGACGAUGCUGGCAGUGACGUUGAGCUUCCAAUUCCCGCUGCGAUCGAUGUCAGCAGAACAUCUUUCCAACAUUCACCGUCUGUACAAGACAUUUCACCCGAAGCAACUAAGAUCAUUCAAGAAGCUGCAUCAUUCAUACCCGACCCACCGUCUCUCACUCUUAUUCCUCCCACUCCCGAUCCUGCUAACAGCACUCCCCCUACGCCAACAUUUUCCGGGCUUUCGGUCCUCGUUGUCGAUGAUGAUUCAAUUACUCGCAUGUUAAUGAGGCGUAUGCUAUCGCGCAUAGGAUGCACAGUCGAAACCGCUGAAAACGGGGAAGCUGCUUUGGCGAUGAUCCUACGGUCUCAAUAUUCCGGGGAUGCCCCAGAGAACCCAGAGGACGAGACGUCGAACGGCCCCUACGAUGUUGUCUUCAUGGAUAAUCAAAUGCCUGUGAUGUCUGGGUUGACUGCCGUGGCUAAACUGCGAGCGUUGAGCAGGCAUGACUUCAUCGUUGGCGUCACUGGGAACGCACUUCUCACCGACCAACAUGAAUACCUGGAAGCCGGUGUAGACAAAGUCCUCACGAAACCCGUCCUUGAAAAAAGUCUCAAGGAGAUGCUCUCCCUGGCACUUGGCCGUUCGGAUACUUCUAGGCCCCAUGAAAAGCCGCCAUGA
Messenger RNA from Pleurotus ostreatus (oyster mushroom), 1788 nucleotides. RefSeq lists its product as uncharacterized. Gene Ontology annotation, biological process: protein autophosphorylation; phosphorelay signal transduction system. Gene Ontology annotation, molecular function: phosphorelay sensor kinase activity; histidine phosphotransfer kinase activity. The record is from RefSeq and is a predicted model, not a curated record. Bases 1 to 1788 code for a protein of 595 amino acids. Lineage: Eukaryota; Fungi; Basidiomycota; Agaricomycetes; Agaricales; Pleurotaceae. The transcript has 11 exons.